AACUGAUCCACAAUCUCGUUACUUUAAUUAGUAUGUUGGUGUAAACUAUUUAGAUCAUAAUUACUAUACACUAAGCAAUUGGGGGCAUUUGUUUUCCACUAAAAAAAUAUCUUAUAUUGCAUUGAUGAUUUACAAGGUGAUUGGUGCUCUUUUAAGGCUAUAUUAUUUAUAACAACUAGUGUUAUUUAAGCUGGAUUUCAUGAAUCUUGACGGUUAAGUUCAAAUCACCAAGUCUUUUGCGAUAUUUGGUUUCAGCCUUCCACGUGGUGUUUCAUCUUUUAUAUAUAUAUAUGGGUCGGACUGGUGUACGUCAAGCGUAUAAGAUACGCCAGGUAUUACUAGUGGGAUAUCUCUAUCUAGAUAAUGAAUUAAAUCGAAUUUGGGGUAUGAUACUAUACCUAACCUCUAAUGGAUAAACCCCAUACACCGAUUUUCUAAACCCCAACCCGAUUAAUGAAUAACAAAAAUUGACCGUUGAAAUCGGCCAGAGCUCAUCUAAAUACAUCUAACGGUUAGAUCACCUGUUGUAUAGUAUACGCCUGACGUACUCACGUACACUAGUUAUUACCUAUAUAUAUACCACUACUACUAGUAGUCUAGUACUACAUGCACAAACCCGAUUUUCCAUAACCGCCACCAUUCGCUAGCUGCCGAUCGAGCUAGAUCCCUCUCCAUAUAUAGCUCGCCCGAAAUUAAUUAACUUCGUUGAACACUAUUAAUUGUAUCCGUUCUUUCAAAAAAAAAAAAAAUUUGUACCUGUUCCCGUCGUUUCGUCAUGAUGAUGGCGCGGGUAGAAGGGCCACGGCGGCGGCAUGAUGGUGGUUAUGACGGCGACGAUAAGGGGACGGUGGUGAUCGAGUUGGGGAGCUUCGCGUUGGAGACGGCCGCCGAGUACUGCAGCCGGCAGAGGCCUGCCGGCGACAACGAUCACAGCUCCCAAUUGUCAGCCAGGGAGAUGGAAGCCCUCACGGCUCUCUGCGACACCUUCUUGCCCUCCAUCACGAUGACGGCGGCGAAGACCGUCGAUCCCUCCGUCGCCGCGUUCUACCAAACGUCGGCUUCCAUGGCCGGAACUCCUCAACGGAUAGGAAGGAUAAUCAGUGAGAGAUUGGAGCACCCAAAGGUCUGGCUGGUAAGACUUGCCUUCUGGCUGCUUUCAACAUGGAUUGGGACCUUCCUCUUCUGCGGGAGGAAGAGCAUCUGUGGUCGAUUCCCAUUCUUCCUCAGUUUCCCUCAAAUCCCUCUGCAGGGAAGGGAACAGAUCCUCCUCAACUGGUCUCAAAGCUACUUCUUCCUCCUCAGGAUGCUCUUCAAGACUUUGAAACUCAUCAUCCUACUCGUUUUCUUCUCCCAGGUAGAUGAGCAGAAUGAGAACCCAGCAUGGAAAGCAAUUGGCUAUCCUGGACCAGACCCAGCUGCUGCUGAUGAUCAUCAUCAUUCCACCACUAAAGAAGACAUCUAUGGACCACUCUGCAGAGGUCUCAUUCACAUGAACCUUCCAAAGAACAUAGUUGCAGACUGCCUACACAGAUCAGGAUUUCCAGCCACCAUCUGUCGUGCUACGGGAACAUUCAACAUCAAAUGUGAUGCCGUAGUAGUUGGCUCUGGCUCGGGAGGUGGUGUGAUUGCUGGUGUACUAGCAAAAGCCGGGUACAAAGUGCUUGUCCUGGAGAAAGGAAGCUACUUAGCCAGAAGCAACCUCUCACUCCUGGAAGGCCCUUCCAUGGACCAAAUGUACCUCUCGGGAGGUCUCAUGGCCACCGACGACACGAGCUUCGUGGUCCUCGCGGGCUCCACAGUGGGUGGUGGCUCCACAAUCAACUGGUCUGCCUCGCUUGAAACCCCACAGAACGUGACCAAAGAGUGGAGCGAUGAUCAUCAAUUGGAGCUGUUCGAGAGCAAGAUGUACAGAGAAGCAAUCCAGGUUGUUUGCGAGAGGAUGGGGGUUCAGUCCCAAAUCCAUGGAGGGGAAGGACUCAACAGUGCUGUGCUGAGAAAAGGGUGCCAGAAAUUGGGGUAUCCGGUGAACGACAUUCCCAGGAAUUCCGACCCAAAUCACCACUGCGGCUGGUGCAACUUUGGGUGCAAGAAUGGGAAGAAGAAGGGAACUUCGGAGACAUGGCUAGUAGACUUGGUGGAUUCAGGGAAUGGCGUGAUUCUCCCAGGCUGCAAUGCAGUCCAAGUCCUGCACGAAAGGAAGAAAGGGAAAUCAUCAACAAAUCGAGAAAAGGCAACUGGGGUCGUAUUCGAAUUCGAAUCAUACGGUGGAGGAUCGAGGACGAAAAUUACCUGCAGGGUUGAAUCCAAAGUUACAAUAGUCGCUUGCGGAGCUCUCAGCACUCCGCCAUUGCUGCGGAGAAGCGGCCUGAAGAAUCCCCACAUCGGGAAGAAUCUCCACCUCCACCCAGUCACAAUGGCGUGGGGAUACUUCCCGGAAGAAGAAGAAGAAUCAAAGCAGAAGAGCUACGAAGGAGGGAUAAUGACAGCAAUGUCAAGGGUUACUGCCGACGAAUCAACGGACGGAUCCUAUGGGGCAAUUAUUCAAACACCUUCUCUACAUCCAGGAAUGUUCGCGGGUCUAAUGCCGUGGGUCUCCGGAUCGGACAUGAAACUGAGGAUGACAAGGUUUUCGCGAACGGCCCACGUAUUUACCUUGGCGAGGGAUAAGGGAUCCGGAACCGUCGGAGAUUCUCACAGCAGAAUCAGCUACAGGGUGGGAGAUUCCGACGAGAGGAAUCUGCAGAAGGGGGUGGAGAAGAUGCUGAGGAUUCUGGCGGCGGCCGGAGCGGAAGAGAUCGGGACGCAUAAUUUGGGCGGUAAGAGCAUAAACGCGAAGAAAGCGAGCCGCGAUGAGUUCGAGAGGUUUGUGAAGGAGGAGAGCCGGCGGCCGGUGAGAGGACUGGCGACGCAGCUGUGCUCGGCGCACCAGAUGGGGAGCUGCCGGAUGGGGGCGGAUCCGGCGGCGUCGGCGGUGAAGGAGACGGGGGAAACGUGGGAGGUGGAAGGGCUUUACGUGGCGGAUUCCAGCGUGUUCCCGACGGCGCUUGGGGUGAAUCCCAUGGUCACCGUUCAGGCGAUCGCUUAUUGCACGGCUCAGUCGGUUCUUGAGCGCCUCAAGCGGAAGAAAUUUUGUUGAAUACUGUUUACUGAAUUUCCAGCUCAUAAUCAUAAAUUGGAUUUGUUUUUAAUGGGCGGUUUUGGAUGCCAUCAUUUCUGUAAUCUACAUACUUGGGAUAAAUAAAUUAUAGGUUAUAGA
Linum trigynum is the source of this 3256-nucleotide messenger RNA. NCBI's taxonomy places the organism in Eukaryota, Viridiplantae, Streptophyta, Magnoliopsida, Malpighiales, Linaceae. The record is from the annotation of a GenBank genome assembly.